Pipistrellus kuhlii (Kuhl's pipistrelle) is the source of this 11089-nucleotide messenger RNA. RefSeq names its product SH3 and PX domains 2A (gene SH3PXD2A). The coding region runs from base 309 to 3713 and encodes 1134 amino acids. NCBI's taxonomy places the organism in Eukaryota, Metazoa, Chordata, Mammalia, Chiroptera, Vespertilionidae. Gene Ontology annotation, molecular function: superoxide-generating NADPH oxidase activator activity; phosphatidylinositol binding; protein binding. The transcript is spliced from 16 exons. Gene Ontology annotation, biological process: superoxide anion generation. The record is from RefSeq and is a predicted model, not a curated record.
CGCCGGACCCACCGGGCGGCGGAGCGCGGGCGGCGGGCGAGCCGAGCGCGGCGGCGGCGGCGGCGGCGGGAGCGCAGGGAGCGGGCAGGCCCUCGGGGACCGCCGGGGCGCCGGAGCCCGCGCGCCCUCGGGGACCCGCAGCGCCCGGGGCCGUACCUGCAGCGCCGGGGGCCGGGGCGGCGGCGGCGGCCCGGACGCAGGGGGGACGGGUGGCCGCAGGCACUCGGGGAGCAGGAGGAGCCGGAGCCCGGGCGGCCGGGAUGAGAAGGUGACGCCGCCGGGGGGCGCCACUCGCUUUGUGGGGGAAGAUGCUCGCCUACUGCGUGCAGGACGCCACCGUGGUGGACGUGGAGAAGCGGAGGAACCCCUCCAAGCACUAUGUAUACAUCAUCAACGUGACCUGGUCUGAUUCCACCUCCCAGACCAUCUACCGGAGGUACAGCAAGUUCUUUGACCUGCAGAUGCAGCUUUUGGAUAAGUUUCCCAUCGAAGGUGGACAGAAGGACCCCAAGCAGAGGAUCAUACCCUUCCUCCCAGGCAAAAUCCUCUUCCGGAGAAGCCACAUUCGGGACGUCGCGGUGAGGAGGCUGAAGCCCAUCGAUGAGUACUGCCGGGCGCUUGUCCGGCUGCCUCCCCACAUUUCACAGUGCGAUGAAGUCUUUCAGUUCUUUGAGGCCCGACCCGAAGAUGUCAACCCUCCGAAAGAGGACUAUGGCAGCUCCAAGAGGAAGUCAGUGUGGCUCUCCAGCUGGGCUGAGUCUCCCAAAAAGGACGUCACAGGUGCCGACACCAGCGCCGAGCCCAUGAUCCUGGAACAGUACGUGGUGGUGUCCAACUAUAAGAAGCAGGAGAACUCGGAGCUGAGCCUCCAGGCCGGGGAGGUGGUGGAUGUCAUCGAGAAGAACGAGAGCGGCUGGUGGUUCGUGAGCACCUCUGAGGAGCAGGGCUGGGUCCCUGCCACCUACCUGGAGGCCCAGAAUGGUACUCGGGAUGACUCAGACAUCAACACCUCCAAGAGCGGGGAAGUGUCCAAGAGACGCAAGGCCCACCUGCGGCGCCUGGAUCGCCGGUGGACCCUGGGCGGGAUGGUCAACAGGCAGCACAGCAGAGAGGAGAAGUAUGUCACUGUGCAGCCUUACACCAGCCAGAGCAAGGACGAGAUUGGCUUUGAGAAGGGUGUUACUGUGGAAGUGAUCAGGAAGAACCUGGAGGGCUGGUGGUACAUCAGGUACCUGGGCAAAGAAGGCUGGGCACCAGCCUCCUACCUGAAGAAAGCCAAGGAUGACCUGCCGGCUCGGAAGAAGAAUCUGGCAGGCCCCGUGGAGAUCAUCGGGAACAUCAUGGAGAUCAGCAACCUGCUGAACAAGAAGACAUCGGGGGACAAAGAGACUCCCCCAGCCGAAGGCGAGGGCCCAGAAGUCCCCAUUGCCAAGAAGGAGAUCAGCCUGCCCAUCCUCUGCAACGCCUCCAACGGCAGCGCCCUGGGGAUCCCCGAGAGGACCGUCUCCAAGCUGGCCCAGGGCUCCCCGGCCGUGGCCAGGAUCGCCCCUCAGCGGGCCCAGAUCAGCUCCCCCAACCUGAGGACAAGGCCUCCACCUCGCAGAGAAUCUAGCCUGGGGUUCCAGCUGCCCAAGCCACCAGAGCCCCCUUCUGUGGAGGUGGAGUACUACACCAUUGCCGAAUUCCAGUCCUGCAUUUCUGACGGGAUCAGCUUUCGGGGUGGACAGAAGGCAGAGGUCAUCGACAAAAACUCGGGCGGCUGGUGGUACGUGCAGAUCGGAGAGAAGGAGGGCUGGGCCCCCGCGUCCUACAUCGACAAGCGCAAGAAGCCCAACCUGAGCCGCCGCACGAGCACCCUGACCCGGCCCAAGGUACCCCCGCCGGCGCCCCCCAGCAAGCCCAAGGAGGCCGAGGAGGGCCCGGCGGGCACUGCCGAGAGCCAGGACUCCCCGCUGAAGCUCAAGUACGAAGAGCCCGAGUAUGACAUUCCUGCCUUUGGCUUCGACUCGGAGCCGGAGCUGAGCGAGGAGCCCCCGGAGGACAGGGGUUCGGGGGACAAGCGCCUGGCCGCCCAGCCCCGCAGGCCCUCGCCGGCCUCCUCCCUGCAGCGGGCCCGCUUCAAGGUGGGCGGCUCCUCCGAAGACGUGGCCCUGGAAGAGGAGACCAUCUAUGAGAACGAGGGCUUCCGGCCCUGUGCCGAGGACACCCUGUCCGCCCGGCGUUCCUCCCGGGACAGCGACUCCCCAGGAGGCUCCCCCCUGUCCCUUGCCAGGAAGAACUCCCCCAAAUCGGACUCCCCCAAAUCAUCCUCGCUCCUCAAGCUCAAGGCGGAGAAAAACGCCCCGGCGGAACUGGGGAAGAACCACUCCUCGGCCUCCUUUUCCUCAUCCAUCACCAUCAACACCACCUGCUCCUCCUCCUCCUCCUCCUCUUCCUCCUUGUCCAAGCCCAGCGGCGACCUGAAGCCCCGCUCUGCCUCGGACGCAGGCAUCCGCGGCACCCCCAAGGUCGGAGCCAAGAAGGACGCGGACCUGAAGGCCGGGCUGGCCUCCUGUGCUCGGGCCAAGCCGUCCGUGCGGCCCAAGCCGUUCCUGAACAGGGCGGAGUCCCAGAGUCAGGAGAAGAUGGACAUCAGCACUUUACGGCGCCAGCUGAGGCCCACGGGCCAGCUCCGGGGGGGCCUCAAGGGCUCCAAGAGCGAGGACUCGGAGCUGCCCCCCCAGACAGCCUCCGAGGGCCCCAACGAGGGGUCCAGGAGAGGCUCGGCCGACCUCAUCACCCUCCCAGCCGCCACGCCCCCGUGUCCCGCCAAGAAGGGUCGGGAAGGGCAGGCCGCCUCCUACGUGACGUGUAGCGCCUACCAGAAGGUCCAGGACUCGGAGAUCAGUUUCCCCGCGGGCGUGGAGGUGCAGGUGCUGGAGAAGCUGGAGAGCGGCUGGUGGUACGUGAGGUUUGGGGAGUCGGAGGGCUGGGCCCCUUCCCACUACCUGGUGCUGGGGGAGAACGAGCCGCCGGACCCCUUGGGCAAGGAGCCGGACGCAGUCACCACCGCCAAGGGCAAGCAGAAGGAGGGCAAGUCGGACAGCCUGGAGAAGAUCGAGAAGCGGGUGCAGGCCCUGAACACCGUCAACCAGAGCAAGAGGGCCACGCCGCCCAUCCCUUCCAAGCCGCCCGGGGGCUUCGGCAAGACCUCGGGGGCCGGCGCGGUGAAGAUGAGGAACGGGGUCCGGCAGGUGGCCGUGCGGCCCCAGUCGGUGUUCGUGUCCCCGCCGCCCAAGGACAACAACCUGUCCUGCGCCCUCCGGAGGAACGAGUCGCUCACGGCCACCGACGGCCUCCGGGGCGUCCGCCGGAACUCCUCCUUCAGCACCGCCCGCGCGGCGGCCGCGGAGGCCAAGGGCCGCCUGGCCGAGCGGGCCGCCAGCCAGGGCUCGGACAGCCCCGUGCUGCCCGCCCAGCGCAACGGCAUCCCCGUGUCCCCCGUGCGCCCCAAGCCCAUCGAGAAGUCCCAGUUCAUCCACAACAACCUCAAGGACGUGUACGUGUCCAUCGCAGACUACGAGGGGGACGAGGAGACCGCGGGCUUCCAGGAGGGGGUGUCCAUGGAGGUCCUGGAGAGGAACCCCAACGGCUGGUGGUACUGCCAGAUCCUAGACGGGGUGAAGCCCUUCAAAGGCUGGGUGCCCUCCAACUACCUGGAGAAAAAGAACUAAUGGGGGCAUGGGUCCUUCCGGCCUGGGUGUGGAUGAGUGGUGAGACGUAGACAGUAGGGAAAGGGGAGGGGGGAGGGGGGAGGGGGGGAGGGAGGGGGAGAGAGGAGGGCAACAUUAAACCCUGCCGAAGGUGUGACCUCAAGGACGCUCGCCUCCAGGCUGCCCCUGGCUGGGAGGGAGGGUCUGGUGGGGGCCGCCUUGAGCAGGAGGCCUGAGACCAGAGGUGAGACGGCUGAGCCCCAUGUGUGCCCCCUGGGGACUUCACUGAUGGGCUCAGCACCAUCUGGGACAGGCCAGUGGGAAGCCCCAGUUGUGCCUUGGCUGCACAUCCGGCAAGGAUGUGGUCCUAGGGGCCUCCGUGCCCUGCCCCAGCCUCGCCCGGUUCCAGUGGCUGGCAGCUUGUCACCAGGGGUGGCCCGGGCAUCCUCCUCACUGCAGUGGCGAAUUGUGCCAUUGGUGGGGAUUGUAGAAGACGCCUCUGGCUUUGGGCUUGGAGGCAUCUCCUGCAAGCUCAGCCUGUCCCCGGGCCAGGCCGCGGUCCGCGUCUGUUAGUUUAAGAAAAAGCAAUUCCCCAGGUGCCAGCAAGGACCACCUUCCUUCACUGUCACCGACCUUGAGAAUGGCUGGGCCACGGAGACCCACCAGCCCCAUUGACAGAGACGGGCAGAGCUGGGGGUCUCUCUCAGGCUGCACAGACUUUAUUUUGGAUAUCUCUGGGUGGGCAGUUUCUUUGCAUGUUUUGGGAGAGUUUUUUUUUUUUUUUUUUUUUUAUUGAUUUGGGGCUUCUUGGUUGGGCCCUGGGUUUUGGUCUUAUUUUAAGGGUUGUUUGGGGGCCUGAGGACGGUCAGCCUCGCAGGGGACGGGAUGGGGGUGGGUGGGCUUUUCUGCCACACUCUUGUGGGAGGUUGGUUGGUGUUUGGGUCUCACAUGUCCCCCCUCCACAAGCUGGCGUCGUUUCGUUUGGUUUCCACUGUGUGGUCAGUGUCUGAUGGGGUUGGGGGCCGGGAAGCCCCUGCUCCCAGACCGCGAGGCACUCACCUUAGGGGGCGCGCCCAGCCCCGGGGGGAGGAGGGCCUCGUUCAGGAGCGAAGGCGGCUCUCGGGCUGCUGGGUGACCGCCAUUCUGUGCACAGUCUCCCGCCCGGGCAGGACCGAGAGCCUGGGCCCCCGGGCCAGACGGGAGCAAACACCACCAGCCUGCCGGCGAUGCCACGGGGACCAAGGAGACGGAGGACCCCAGACCAGGCAGGAGCCCGCCUGGUCGUCCCGAGGGGCAGCGCCCCCGAGAAGAGAGAAGCGAGAGAAUCAAGUCCCCGUCCUCUUGGGGUCUUUCGAUCAUUGACGUUUCCGAGGGGACCCUCCAGGAGCCGGGCGGCUCUCCGGGGACUCGCCCUUUGCUGGGAGUGGAUUUCCACACGUGCCUUUGACUUCGGACAGGUCAGGCUUCACGGCCGCCGACUCCGCUGCCAGGAUCCUGGACAAGGGUUGGUGUUUGCUCCCUCCACCUGCUUCCCACCCAGGACGGAGACGUUGCCUGAAGAGGAGCAUGGGACCCGGGUCUGGUGCCUUCUGUGCCCCUUGCGCCCCCUCCUGGCCGUCCUCCUCCCCUCCACGGAAGCCUGGCAGCUAACGCCAACUGCUCGUGUUCUCUGUUCAAGGGCCGUGGUGGUGAGAUCUCGUUCCUUUUUUGUUUUGUUUUGUUUUUGUGAGUUUGUUUAAAAUGGAAACUUAGUUAUUUUCUUCUGCUGGACAGUAUUAAAUAGAGCAGGAUGUUGAGUUAAUCUGCUAGAUGGCAGUACUAAUGGUAGUGGUUUUAGUGUCUUCCUAUUAAUAUUAUUUGGACUUAUGUUGAACAAUAAUGAUAAAGAAGUGGUUCAUUAUUUUUUAAUUAAUGCACUUUAAUAAGGUGGAAUGGAAAGAAACCCAGAGAGCAAAGUGCAUUACUUAAAGAUGCAGUAUAUACUUUUCUCAUUUUUUAAGCAGCACAUAUUUAUUGAAAGAAGAAAAAAAGUAAUUUAUGAUUAUUUAAAAUAAAAUUUAAAAGUAGAGUGACUGUCGGGUUCAAGGACCUUCCACGUAGCAAUCUUCCAGGGGGAGGGCCCCAGCGGCCUCACUCCUCAGAUGUCUGCACUGAGCCAAUUCGAUCCUAACGUGACAGCCAGGCCAGGAAGGAGUGCAGGACGCAUCUGCCAAGCACAGAGCAUCUCAGUUGGACUGGACCACAGUGCUCCCCAGAGCCUGCCUUCCCCUGCCCUUCCUCACUGUCUGUACUGCCCUAUGGGGCUCUAUUCUACCACCACCAGCGCCCACAUUCCCCUGCCCCUCGGGGACUCUCAAUCCUUGAUCCCCAGUGCUCUAAGUGAUGGUCAUUAAAAGUGACCUCAAAGGUCACUCCGUCCCAUCCCCUCCUGUGAUUACAGCACAAGAACAGGAAGUGACUCCCAAAAUCACGUAGCUACGUUUACUGGCAGACCUCCCCACGGCAUCCAUCCUGGCACUCCUACCCCCCCCCCCCGCCCCCCCCUUGAGCUUAUUGUGUGGUCAUCAUGUUUACAUUGGGACAUCCAGCCCCGGGGAUGGCUGGGAGUUGCUCAGGCAUCCUGGGAAAGUGGGGAAUGCUGCCACCUGGUGACAGCAUGGAGAUUUGGGCAGCGAACAGGGAUUGCCAUGUCCCAUCUUUGCCUCUCGCCCCCUCACCAUCACCCCAUAAUUCACAGCACAGCACAAAUCCUGCAAACCGAAAGAGAAUAUUAAUACUUGAAUCAUCAAAAGGGUGCAUGCCAGUCCCUCUCAGACACGGCUAGGCGAUACCAGGCCUUGUGCCCCUGGACCCCUAGCCCUUAUCCAGGGCAAGAGGGCCUUUCCUUAGAGCUACUGAGCUGCUUUGUGAUGUCGGAGGGUACUGCUGGCAGCAGGUGGAGGAGGGAGGGGCCUGGGGCUCAGACCCAUCUGGAGGAAAACCAGAUCGGCCUAAAAAAGGAAAAAGAAAAAUGAAAUCUCAGCAGUGUCCAAACCUAGUUUUCCAUUAGUUACGAUUAAAAAUGUGAAAUGACAUUGUGUGGCUGUAUACUGCAACUUUAAUCAUAAUGAGCCCUUCUGAGGUCAUUAUUGAGGUUUAUAUAAUGCCUGAAGAUGCAUCAUUGGUGCUUUUUUUGUUGUUGAAAGACUUUUUCUUUUAUGGGUUUUAUGGGGGGGGGGGGAUGUCUUCUUCCCUCCCCCUUUAUAACAGCGGGCCUGGCUGGGCUUCCUGGCCCUGCCAUGCUGUUUCCCCUAGGCUAAGGGACCACAGGGGCGGCAAGAGGGAGCUGGGGGUGGGGGGUGACUCCGAACAGCAGGUGUGCCAUUUGCUCCUAGCUGUGGCCGGGCCCUGCCUUGCCGGCCCUUGGCCCCCAUCCACCCUGAACCUGGCCCCAACAGCUUCUCUUUGUUCCUCCUCCGUUCUCCAUUAUUGACGAAGGCAUUAUAUAGGAUCAUUUUAAUCACUUUCAGAUGUUAGAGCAGCAUAUUUUACUGGCAUUUAUCCAUCGCUUUCCUCAGCAAGGCAUGUUACUACCCUUAUCAUCUAAGGAAAAAAAGACAAGGGAAUUUCGGUCAAGCAUUAUUUUCCUAUUACUAGUAUUUGCAGAGUAGAUGUAGAACUAUUUAAGUUUAGACCUUGGUUUGGUAGUUUUUUGUUUUGUUUUUUUAAGGGGAAAAAAAGAUAAGGUAACCCCUACUUUUCCUGUUUUUGUAUUUAACUAAUAUAUUAUUUCUUUAAGGUUACUCACUUCCCCUAUUCCCUUCAAAUACUUUGCAUUCUCAAUCGAAAAUGAAAACAAUCUGAGAGACAGGAAACGUGCAAUAUUACCAAGAGGGAUGCCAGGGUUUGUGAGGACAGGGACGGGAGACCCGGUGGCCCAGUCUGUCCAUAGAGGGAGGCGGGGCUGCUGGGAGAAGUGGGAGCUGUGGAGCAGACAGGUGGUCCAGGUUAUUGAUCUUUGUCCUUCCUCUCCUGUCCCCCUUCCCUGGCAAGGUGUCAGGGUCCCCGCCAGAGGACAGCCCCUUUUGCUGUUGGGUGUCAUCCACCCACAAGAAAGGGAUUCAGGGAAGUAGCAUGGGGCUCUUGACCUCAGAGCAGAGCAAGGACAUCCAGGAACGGUUCCUUGUUUUCAUUUCCAUUGUUUCCAGCCAGCUGUCCCGAAAGUCACUCACCAGCCCUUGCUUGCCCCAGCCUCCUGAUGUUUGGGCCGUGAUCCUUUGGAUGUAUGUUUGAGUCUUUUCUAAAACUACGUAACCUCAGUUCAGUUCUUGGGCAGGAACCCUAGAUGUAACCAAAUCCUUUUUCGGGGGAGGUGGGUGCCUUCAGCCCUGCGUAUCCCUGUGAGACACCAAUUUCCACAAGCCUGCAGCUGGGCCUGGUGCUGACCUGGGCCACCUGUUCAUCUCAGUGACUCCAGCCGAGGGGUGAGCCCUGCCUCUGCUCAGCACCCCAACGCUCGGUGCCCAGAGGGUCUCGGAAGAGCAGCCGAGGGGCCUACCCAGGUCUCUGCAGACAGAACCGCCCACAACAGGUAUCAAAGGGGCCUCCUCCUAGGUUGGCACAGGCAGAGGAAGCAGCAGGGUGGGAGGCCUCUGGGUUCCAGCCUUUGGAGCCCUGCUCCUCGGCUCCGGGGACGCCCUGGCCGGCUUGUCCCCUCCACCUGCAGUACUGUACGCUUGCCGUCCCACCCCGUUUUAGUGCGUUUCUGUACAAACAUGGAUCUGUGUGCCAAGUGGACUGUGCCCCAUGUGUGGGCCUCUCCCCUUGGCGUGUCUACAUCUUUGUCCAACCUUUGAAAAUCUUGACGCAGAGCUCUCUGGAAAAGAGAACCAUCCACAUAACGAAUUAAGAUUCCCUCACUUUUUUGAGGGCUGUGUGUUGAGGGAGUGUUAUGUAUGCACCUGCUUGCGCGCGCGCGUGUGUGUGUGUGUGUGUGUAUUGAUUUCCCACUGGAACGAAGUAGAAUGGGGUUAGAGAAAACUAGCGGGCAUGCUGUCUCCAUUGUACAGUCCUUGGCAUUGGGCAGGCCCCACGGGACUCACAGCUUCUGGCAGCAAGUGUGUUGAUUCACACACGUAACUCUGGCUGGAGAGUGCAAUGUGUCUUUUUUUUUUUUGUAAUUAUUUUAAGUAUUUAGUUGGAAACUUCACACUGGCAUUAACAGAUCUAGCAGAAGCAGCCUAGGCCAUCGUCCCAGCUCCCAAAGUUGUGGAAAAGCAUGCUGUGCUGUGCGGCAGGCCGACUCCCACCCAUGGCCAUGCAUGUCAUCAUCGGGGGGGGGGGGGGGGGGGGGUCGGCCCUCAGCUCUUGUUUGUGAGGAUGACCAGGGCGAGAACUCGCUCACAGUGAGCUCAGCAGACCUGCACGUGUGUGUACAUCAGCACCUAUCUAGACCUGGGGCCCGGACACUCGAUGGGACUGGUGUGAAGGGUUCCCCCAUGACCUUACUGAGAUUUCUGCCAAAACCAUGGUCCCUGUGUGGGGCAGCCUCUGUGGUUCUCAUGCUCUGUGACCAGGGAAGGAUGGGGUCAGUGACCUAUUGCCUUAUUUCAGGAAAAGCAACCCCACUGAUGUGAGCUUCCCUCCUGUUUUGUCCUGUGCACCUGGGCUCUCGGACAAGAAGUUGGGCACAUGGGUGCUUGUAGACUGGGCAGGCCUGGUCCCAACCUGCCUGUAAGGUUGAGAUUGCCAUGCGAUCCUCCUGACCCAUUCCUGUCUUUCUAAUCUUGAGUUUGCACUUGACCUUGACAAUCACCCACCCGAGUCCUAGAACUUAGUGGCCUUAGAGAAUGGGUUCCUGUGCUAAAGGGUCCCUCCUCUGCACUCCCCGUUUCAUCCUGGCUAAUGGGGCUGGACUUCAGGAGGCGAGAGAGAGGGGUAAAGAAUUGUCUUACAGCAAAAGGAUGGAUCGAGCAUGUUGGAGGCGAGCAAGAGGCAUGUCGGCAAGAUGAGACUGUGCAUGUGUGGCUUGGUUGGGUGUCUGGAGCUGACUGUCCGUCUCUGGGAAGGUGGCUUCCAGGAGAGGGAGUCUAGAAAGGGGAACGUGUGAGAAGGCAGAGAGAAGGUUUGGAGUCUUGUCUAUUAGAAAGAAGGAAGAAGUUGGUUCUGAGUGUUUCAGGAAGAGAGCAGGUAGGGAGGGAAUUUAGUGAUUCAACACACACAGGGUCCAGCCAGACCAGGUUGGAAAUAAGGCUGGAGAGGAAACGCUACUUGCUGUGCCACAAGCUGGGUCCCUAGCAGGUUCUUCAUGAACGGUCACUCUGUACUCAGUGGAGAGUAAGUCACCAGCAACAACUUGUAUUUUGAGUUUGGAGGUCCUGGCUCCAGAAUUGUCAUCUAUCUCCCAGGUUCCCCACUGGUUUUUCCCACCUUUUGUCUCAUCCACAGCUGACCUCUCAUUGUUUAAAUCGAAGACUAGAGACCAAAUGGGUCAUGUAGUUGGAGACCCACCAUCCCCAAACGGGAACCUCCGGGUCCAGGUACCAUCAGGCCCCUCUGGAGGAAGACAGCCUUCUUGGUUCUUAGGUGUCUCUGAUGGUGCCUGUGGUUGUUCAGUUGGCUGAGCCUGCCCGCUGGUGUGACUUAGCAGACGAGGUGAGGGGGGCUGUUCUAGUGCACACUCAUCCAUGGAUGUGCCCUUUCAUGUUUAGUGGCCUGUGACCAGGACACACUGCUCUCAAGUGUUUAUUUCGGAGAAAGGAGGGUAAGCAGCCGCCGUUCUUGAAUCUGCAUCUUGUUCUCUGCGACAGGUUUUCUUUAAGUGCAGGACACAGGAUGGGAGAGGGUUUCGCGGCCAGUGACUGAGAGGUUCGCAGGAGGGUGACCCGUGAGUGGCAGGUCCCUGAAGUGUGGGUUUGUGGACUGCAUGGUUGCAUGUGAACUUGGUGCCUCAGCUCCAGAACUCGGGGGGGACUUCUCAGAGUUAACCCUCCUCCCACCCCCAGAUCAUAGUGGGCACUGUGGGGGUCUCGUUGUUUCCUUCCCCCCACCCCCCUCAGCAGAGAAACUGAAGGAAAGGACAUUAAAUUGAAUGCAGUCUAUUUGAGCACUAAAAAAUUUCCAGGAUCAACGGUGGUGCUAAACUAUCUCCAUGUUUCUGUUGUUUUUAACAGUGGGGUGUUUUUAUUGUUCUCAUCACAAAAAUGCAGUGUCCUUGGGGAAGGGAUCCAGCCCCUCGGCCUUACCUUCCCAGGUGUCCUUUAUCGUUUUGACGGGACUCUUUGGUCUGCAGAAAUACUAUGACUUGGCAUGCUUCUAGACUGUAAGAUUUGGGUUGUUUUGUUUUGUAUUUUAUGUUUACAUGCAUCUUCUUGUAUUUCCCUGAAAAUUAAAUAAAGUUUUUGACCUUUCUAACUCAA